AUCAUCAUGCUUCUGCUUCACCACUUCCUUCUAUAUAAACCCACUCACACACCCUCUCCACUCCGUAAUCAGAAUCAUCCCUUUUCCCCUCACAAAACAAAAAGCUCACUCUCUCUCAUUUCUCCCUUUCUUACUCCAAAAUUUUCUUUCUCCUCACUUUCUUCAAAACCCAAACCCAAAGGCCUUUAAUUACAAAUGACUCUUGGAAAGGAAGACGAUUUGGGCUUAAGCCUGAGCCUGAGCUUCCCUCAGAAAAAUCCCCCAAACCCAAACCCUCUGCAUCUCAAUCUCAUGUCCUCUUCCUCUGCCUACAAUCCUCUCAAACCCACUUGGACUCAGCCUUUCACCUCUUCAGAUCGAGAUUCGGUAACAUGCAGGGUUGGCGAAGGUGGUUUUUCCCUCGGCGGAAUCGGAAUCGAUGUGAAUCGGUUACCGUCCGGCGUCGAUUGCGAAGAGGAAGCAGGGGUUUCAUCUCCGAACAGCACCGUCUCCAGCGUGAGCGGCAAGCGGAGCGAGAGGGAAGGCAAUGGCGAAGAGCGUGACGUGGAGGAGAGAGAUUGCUCCAGAGGAAUCAGUGAUGAAGAUGAUGACGGUGGUGAAACUUCCAGGAAAAAACUCAGACUCUCCAAAGAUCAAGCCAUUGUUCUUGAAGAAAGCUUCAAAGAACACAACACUCUUAACCCUAAACAAAAGAUGGCACUGGCAAAGCAAUUAGGCCUUCGAGCACGACAAGUUGAGGUGUGGUUCCAGAACAGAAGAGCAAGGACUAAGCUGAAGCAAACGGAGGUAGAUUGUGAGUUUCUGAAACGGUGCUGCGAGAAUCUGACGGAGGAGAACAGAAGGUUGCAGAAGGAGGUUCAGGAGCUCAGAGCACUCAAGCUUUCCCCGCAGUUCUACAUGCAGAUGACCCCACCGACCACUCUCACCAUGUGCCCAUCCUGCGAGCGCGUGGCAGUUCCGCCCUCCGCGGUUGAUCCAUCCACGCGCCACCAUCAUCCCAUGUCGGCUCCUAAUAAUCACGCGCGUCCCUUCUCGGUUGGCGCGUGGGCCUCCACUGCUCCCAUUUCACACAGGCCGUUCGAUGUGCUUCGUCCUAGAUCUUGACGUGUACGGAUGAGGAAGGAAAAAAAGGGGAAGUGGUUGUGACAGUGUCCCAUGAAUUGUGCGUUCAAAGUGCGGUCUAUGAUAUGGUGGUUAGGAGAAAUGAUUUUGUGGGUCUCCAAUGUUUUUUGUAUGGCCCAUUCUAGUUACAUUAGGAUACUUAGUUUUCUUCUCAUUAUUAAUUAAUCAGAGACUUGUAUAAAGUGCAGUGGUCUAAUUAAUUAAAUAUAGUUUCCUAUGUUACCAGA
This is a messenger RNA of Lotus japonicus, 1349 nucleotides long. Its product is annotated as homeobox-leucine zipper protein HAT4-like. The record is from RefSeq and is a predicted model, not a curated record. The transcript has 4 exons. NCBI's taxonomy places the organism in Eukaryota, Viridiplantae, Streptophyta, Magnoliopsida, Fabales, Fabaceae. The coding region runs from base 196 to 1104 and encodes 302 amino acids. Gene Ontology annotation, molecular function: DNA-binding transcription factor activity, RNA polymerase II-specific; sequence-specific DNA binding. Gene Ontology annotation, cellular component: nucleus. Gene Ontology annotation, biological process: regulation of DNA-templated transcription.